This is a messenger RNA of Camellia sinensis, 1123 nucleotides long. RefSeq names its product methionine sulfoxide reductase B 1 (gene MSRB1). The record is from RefSeq and is a predicted model, not a curated record. Gene Ontology annotation, cellular component: cytoplasm. Lineage: Eukaryota; Viridiplantae; Streptophyta; Magnoliopsida; Ericales; Theaceae. Gene Ontology annotation, biological process: protein repair; response to oxidative stress. Gene Ontology annotation, molecular function: peptide-methionine (R)-S-oxide reductase activity.
GAAAGAUCCUGUGGUUUGAGACGUAGAGAGCAUCGAUUCUGAUGUACCAUCACAGCAUUAUAAGAUUUUCGAAUAACGGCGUAGACAUAUACAACAGAGAAAGUUACAGAAACUAGUAGAUUGGGUCAGCAAUGGCCACUCAUAUCAUUAGGAGUUUGAGCUUCCAAGCUAACACUUCCUCAAAAGCACGUUUUGACUUUGAUUCGAAAUCACAGUUUUCUUUAUCUUUUCGAGGGUUAGGCAAGCCCAGAAGGGGGGUUUCUGUCUCAAUUCGUGCUAUGGGUUCCUCUGCUUCUUCUCAGAAACCAGACAACAUUCAAGAGGCUGGCAGGGUUUCCAUAAGUGAUGAAGAAUUGAAGAAGCGGCUCACAGGGGAACAAUAUUACAUAACCCGACAAAAGGGGACUGAGAGGGCUUUCACUGGGGAAUAUUGGAACACCAAAACUCCUGGUACUUACCAUUGCAUCUGUUGUGACACUCCUCUAUUUGAAUCAUCAACCAAAUUUGAUAGUGGAACUGGUUGGCCAUCUUAUUAUCAAACCAUAGGGGACAAUGUGAAGUCGAAGUUGGAUUUGUCAAUUAUUUUCAUGCCUCGCCAAGAAGUUCUUUGUGCAGCUUGUGAUGCUCAUCUUGGCCAUGUCUUUGAUGAUGGCCCACCCCCCACAGGAAAGCGUUAUUGUAUCAAUAGCGCUUCCUUGAAACUGAAACCGAAGUAGAAGACAACCAAGCAUACAAGAAGGAUAAUAUCUGUGUCAAAGCAGAUCAGAUUGAGACACUUGUGUAUAUUUUUACUCAAUUAUAGACCAGUACUUGUUGUUUUAGCUCUUAAUAUGUGAAAAUUACUUGAAUAUUAUUGUUUAUGCUAAACAUUCGUCAAGGUGUGAUGAAUGUCAUACUUGAGGUGGAAUUACAGAUUCAAUGAUCAAAACUCUACGAUGUGAUGGCAGAUAUUUGUAUUUGUGGAUGUUUUUCAUACCAAGUGCCAGUCCAAGAGAACUUAUGGAUUGAGACAACGUUUUAUUUUUGUUUUCCAUAGUGGCGCUCCAUCUUUUGUUGUAAAGAAUGUUAAUAUUCUGCUAUGCUUCUGAUUUAAAUUUGAAGGGACAAAGAGAUUGUUGCUAUC